AUGGACAACUUCCAGCCCACGUACCAUCUCCCCCCCAACUUCUCGACUCCCCCACCCCCCAAAGGACCGUUUCAUCUCGGUACUGUCAUCCGAGACUUCGACCGCCGUGAGCAGAUGCGACCACUAAACCAUGGCAAAGACAUCUAUGGAAAAAGCAAGAUUCUCCCUAUCGAGGCGGAUAUGGUCUACUCCGAUCGCAAGACAAGACUGUUUGCCUCGCAGUCGCAGAUGCAGAGCGGUAAACUUGGCCCAUGGACCAAGUUCAUCGCCAUCGAUGGUGUGGGCAGGGAAGGAGACUCGUACGAGUUCGACUAUGUCGACACCAAGUUCUUCUACCCGUCGAGAUUAUACAUUUCACAGUGCAUGGCCAUCUCCGAUGUUGAUGAGUACGUCAGGGUCACAAAUUACAAAAAGGCCGUCUUCCUCGUUACGGGGUUGAAGGUGGCACGAGCAAGCACUCGUCAGAAAGGUGAUCUGCCCGGAACUAAGCCGCAGCCUGGAGGCAUGCCCCCUCCAGAAGAAGCCCAUGUUCGUGCUAGCCUGAGUCCAGAAGAGAUGGGCCACCCAUCAGGGUCCCAUGGUGCUGGAAUGUUGCGUGUCAGCACCGUUUCUGAAAAGUUCUCUCAAAGACACAUCCAGGAAGAAUGGGAUAUCGUGGUUGGCAUCCAGUGUCUGAAGAUCUACUACAAAGGCAUGUUCACGGGUAACAUGCAACUGGAAGAUGAAACCUACACCGACGGUGCCACAUUCUUGGGCGAGGACGACGUCGAGCAGAAAAUCGUCCAGUAUGAUGACCUCCGUAUCGUCGGGCCCGCAGACUACAACAACCCCAGCUUCUCUCCAGAGACGGUGGUAUCUGACGACGGAACUGAAAUUGAAGUUUGGAUGCUGCCCACGAGCAAGACAGAAAAAUAA
Molecule: messenger RNA, 915 nt
Organism: Grosmannia clavigera kw1407
Lineage: Eukaryota; Fungi; Ascomycota; Sordariomycetes; Ophiostomatales; Ophiostomataceae
Exons: 1
Coding region: 1-915 (304 amino acids)
Source: RefSeq, a predicted model, not a curated record